UGUCUAGGGGUGGCUGGGGGGAGAUAGAGGGGGUUGAUGAUGUAGAUAGAGGGGUUUGCCUAGGGGUGGGUCGAUAGAGGGGGUGGCUGGGGGAAGAUGGAGGGGUUUGUUUAGGGGUGGGGAGAUACGGGGGGUACCUGGGCUAGGGGUACCUGGGCUGGGGGGUGAUAACAGCCAUGGGAGGCGGCGAAGCCUGCAUGGAGGUGGGUGCACAAGGGCAGCGGCCGACAAUUCGCCAGGUGGCUCAGAGCUGCCAAUCUCCCUUUAAUAGCUAAAGAGCUUCUCAUCCCCUGGCCAAAAAUGUGAUCAGCACUCCUGAAAUAGCCUCGUGUGUGUAUCUGGGGAGGGGAGGUGUGUGUGUCUAUCAGAGCCCCCCCACCUUCCCAGGGAGUCUAUAUAAGCGGGGGAGUGUGAGGGCUCGGGAGAGAGGAGACGGAGCCAAGGAAUCAACCUCCAAGUGCCAGGGAUCCAAGCGGAGGAUCAGGGCGGGAGGGCCGGCGAUCAGGGCGGAGGAUCGAGGCGCUAGGCCGGGGAUUGGGGCGCUAGGCCGGGGAUCGGGGCGGAGGAUCGGGGCGCUAGGCCGGGGAUCGGGGCGGAGGAUCGGGGCACUAGGCCGGGGAUCGGGGCGCUAGGGCUGGGGGUCGGGGCGGAGGAUCGGGGCUCUAGGCAGAGGAUUGCGCUAGGCCGGGGAUCAGAGCGGAGGAUCAGGGCGCUAGGCCGGGGAUCAGGGCCGGGGAUCAGGGCGGAGGCUCGGGGCGCCAUGGGGAACAGUAAAAGCGGGGCGCUGUCCAAGGAGAUCCUGGAGGACCUGAAGCUCAACACCAAAUACACGGAGGACGAGCUGUGCAAGUGGUACGAGAGCUUCCAGAAGCAGUGCCCGGACGGGCGCAUCAGCCGGGCCGAGUUCGAGAAGAUCUACGGCAACUUCUUCCCCAACUCGGACCCCAAGGUCUACGCCCGGCACGUCUUCCGCAGCUUCGACACCAACGACGACGGGACGCUGGACUUCCGGGAGUACAUCAUCGCCCUGCACCUCACCUCCUCCGGCAAGACCACCCUCAAGCUGGAGUGGGCCUUCUCCCUCUUCGACGUCGACCGCAACGGGGAGAUCAGCAAGAGCGAGGUGCUGGAGAUCAUCACGGCAAUAUUUAAGAUGAUUCCCCCUGAAGAGCAGAAAAUGCUCGCUGAGGAUGAAAACACCCCCCAGAAACGAGCCGACAAGCUCUGGCACUAUUUCAAAAAGGGGGAAAACGACAAAAUCGCCGAGGGGGAGUUCAUCUCCGGGGUGAUGAAGAACGAAGCCAUCAUGAAUCUGAUCCAAUACGAACCCAAGAAAUAGGAAGGCCGAGGUCCCGGGCCGGGAGGGGAACAGCAACCUGGAGGGAGAGCAGGCGCCACUCCCCCACCAUGUGCAUGGAGUGAGCGAGAAAACGAGUGAAUGGGAAAACGAUGAAAUGAAUGAAUGAAACAGGACAUGCGAGAGGGGCCCAACCCAUCUCCAGGCAUACGCUGCCAUGUCAGUCUUCACCCCUUUCCCCGGGUAGCUGUAUCCCUCCUCCUCCUCCAACAGACCAUCCGCCGCUUCCAAACAGGCUGUCAUGGGGGGCCUAGGGAGGGCGGAUUCCCCCCAAGAGCCCCAGGGGGGCAGAAAGGAGCAGGGGGAAAGCGUGGGAGGUGAAAGAGGAUGAUGAGAAAGGGAGGAUAGGAGGAAGGAGAGAAAGAAACCUGGAGCAAUGAAGGAAAGAGGAGGGAUGUAAGAGGAGCGAAGGAAGGAAUGAGAAAGAAUGGAGAUUAAAAAGAAGGCCGGGCGGCAGAGAACGGGAAAUGAGAGGGGAGAAAUGGCCGAUGGAAGAGAAGGAUCACACAAAGGUGCUGCCAGAGAGGCACUGAGAUCAGGGACCCCUCGGGCUGGGCGCCGCCCAGACACAGAGUCACUGAGAUUGGGGCCCCAUUGCGCCGGGCGCUGCCCAGACAGAGUCGCUGAGAUUGGGGCCCCAUUGGGCCUGGCGCUGCCCAGACCCAGUCACAGAGAUCGGGGCCCUGUCUGGCCGGGCACUGCCCAGAGUCAGAGUCACUGAGAUUGGGGCCUCGUCACGCCAGGUGCUGCCCAGACACAGAGUCACUGAGAUUGGGGCCCCGUCACGCCAGGUGCUGCCCACAGACUCGCUGAGAUCGGGGCCCCGGCGUGCUGGGCGCUGCCCAGACUCAGACGCACCGAGAUCGGGGCUCCCUCAGGCCAGGUGCUGCCCAGACUCAGACUCACUGAGAUCGAGGCCCCGGGCGCUGCCCAGACAGCUUGAGAGCCAAGCGUUGAACCCAGGCAUCUUGUCUCCUCGUCUAACGCUCCAGCCACGGCUCCUCAGCAAAAAACCCUCAAGUGGCACAAACCAAUGACCACAGUCCAGGGCCCUGAAAAGCGCUCUGCCUUUCUCCAUUUGCGUCUUCUCUUCCUGCCCCCUUGGUCUGAUUCUUCCCCCCUCUCCAUGGGCCCGAGGCAGCUCAUUCACACCCCCACACUGAAGCCUGUUUGGAAAACACCCCCCACCCCCCACAUUCAUGUUGUGUUCUGCAGUUUGUGCUUCUGUCUCGUUUCUUCCCCACCCCUGAGCCAGCAGGAUUCCCGACCCAGCGCUGGUGGGGGUGGAAGGAGGGAAGACAAAGGGCAUUUGUCUUACAUUUCUGUACUGGUGUCUGGUUUUCAAUAAAGAGCGUUGUGUGUAACCAUUUGCCCGGCCUCUUGGGGGAGGGAGCGGGCCAGGCAAGAAUUGAACCGGCCACCUCCAGCACCAGCUCUUGCUACAGCUGGCAGGCAGGAGCAGGAACACCGCCUGGCCACUAGGGGCGACACCGAGCGCCCUGCCAGAAGGGGGGCCCCCCGAGCAGUAAGUACCCCGUGCCACCACUAGAAGGGGCAGGUGGGAGCUGGCAAACUAAGCCAUUCGUCCCUGACCCCCUCCUCCUGUAAGCACCCGCCCCCACUCCCCUCCCAGAGCCGGGGAGAGAACCCAGGAGUCCUGGCUCCCAGCCCCCCCUGCUCUAACCCCUAGACCCCACUCCCCUUCCAGAGCUGGGGAGAGAACCCAGGAGUCCUGGCUCCCAGCCCCCCUACUCCAACCCCCAGACCCCACUCCCCUCCCAGAGCCCAGAAAAGAACCCAGGAGUCCUGGCUCCCAGCCCGCCCACUCUAACCACUAGACCCUACUCCCGUUCCAGAGCCAGGGAGAGAACCCAGGAGUCCUGGCUCCCAGCCUCCCCUGCUCUAACUCCUAGACCUCACUCCCCUUCCAGAGCCAGGGAGAGAACCCAAGAGUCCUGGCUCCCAGCCCCCCUGCUCUAACCCAUGGCAUACGGGCCCCCACUGGCUGUUUCCUGCUGCCCUGACAGGCAUUACAGGGAUAAUCCGUGUGUCCCAGGUCUGUUGGCAGGACGGGGGUUAUGUAACAGGGCCCCCCCCCGCCCUGCUUCCAAUCCCGUUAGUGAGGAUGAGCUCUGGGCCCAGUGCCGAAAGCCCAGUG
Molecule: messenger RNA, 3515 nt
Organism: Gopherus flavomarginatus (Mexican gopher tortoise)
Lineage: Eukaryota; Metazoa; Chordata; Testudines; Testudinidae
Gene: RCVRN
Product: recoverin
Exons: 3
Coding region: 761-1339 (192 amino acids)
Molecular function (GO): calcium ion binding
Source: RefSeq, a predicted model, not a curated record